Molecule: messenger RNA, 2745 nt
Organism: Periconia digitata
Lineage: Eukaryota; Fungi; Ascomycota; Dothideomycetes; Pleosporales; Periconiaceae
Source: the annotation of a GenBank genome assembly
UAUGGUCGUGGCGCGUGCCUGUGGCGCCCACCCGCAAGCGCUCACUAUUGGGCGAACAGCCACAGACCUAUUCAAUGCUCCACCUCUUUCGGUGUAGCUAUACGCACCGUAGUCGCUGGAUUGAAUAUGUACUUCACGAUGCCCGUGGCCAUGGAACCUGGAUUCAAACCUUCCUCAACACUAUGCCGUCCCCGAACGAUCUUAGCCCCAACGGUAAAGCACCAAGUGUUUGGUCAUUGGACUCUGGCUACGCCAGCAUGGCAGAAGACAACAGUGUGUUCCAAUCGGUUCACCCAACAGCGUCCCCAGCAAGCAAUCGCUUCCAAUCUCAACCUCAAUCCCGGAAACCAGCUGUGGGCUUAGGACUUGAAGGCCUUGACGACGCGAACUGGUUUCGUUAUGGGUCUGUCAUAGAACCAGUCACCACCGACCACAGCUUGUUCGCGAAUCAAAUAUCCAACAUGACUUCCAACGCACCCGGGAUGGACGAGAAUCUGGGAGCAGAACAAUCACUUUCAGCUACUUCCAACGGCGACAAUACUUCGAGAUCGAAAGCGUGGCUUCCAAAACUCGAUAUUCCGCUACCUGAUCAAUAUCAACAACGUUGCUCAGUCUGCCAACUUGACACUCUCGUUGACUCUUCCGGUCCCGACACCUGCGCACAUUGUUUCGCCAAUCUCUACCAUGUUCCAGUGUCGCCUUCAGAUUCACAAUAUUCAGUCAGACGAUCGAGAGCGGGUCGCAACUCCAAACUUCCUCUACACGCCCUGAAUUGUCUCCAAAACUGGCUGAGUGCGAAUCAACACAACCCUUAUCCCAGUGCAGAGACUAAAAGAGCACUUGCUCAGGAGUGUGGAAUAACUGAGAAGCAAGUUACGACGUGGUUUACCAAUGCUCGUGCUCGGCACCUCAGCCCUUUGGGCGCUUCUUCAGUCAGCGGUAGCGAUGGCGAAGAAUAUGGCGAAAGCGAAGCAUCAAAUACCCCGAUCGACGCUAUGGGUGGUUUCGCAUUCAUCCCUGAUGGCCAACAGCCAGACAGAUAUGAUCGCACUACUUCGGUUCCAGACACCAGCGUUUUCUCGCCGACCGCGCGGCAGCGAUCAUCUCGCAGAGGCAAGAAGAAAGACUAUCGUCGGAGCCACUCAGUAUCGGCGCCACCAGCUCCAGAUUACACACAACUGCCAGUCGCAGCCAACUCUUCCGAAGCGCUUUAUUCUUUCGAAAGCGGGCUUGGUGUGACCACACAUUCAUCCAACGCAACAUCAUAUUCUCCCAUGGCAGAUACACUGUCAAAUGAUCCAGCUUCUAAAUCAGAAUCGUGGCAAUGCACGUUCUGCCGCAAGCAUCUGGUCCCCAAAUCGUGGCGGCGGCACGAAGAGACCCAGCACCGACCGAAAGCUCAGUGGACCUGUAUGCUCCGUGGUCCUCGUCUAUUGUUCCCCUCUCCCCAAUCAGAUACAACAGCGACUAAAUGCGCCUUCUGUAUGAUGGUAGAUCCACCCGAAGAACACUUUAUGCAGCAUCAUCGUAUCGAGGAAUGUGCAAAGCGCGACACCUCCGACCGAACCUUCUUCCGACCCGACCACUUGCGGCAACAUGUGAAAAACUUCCACGGGACCGGCCUUUUCGACAUUGUGCAAGCCAGGUGGAAGAGUGCCGCAGAAGCUGGAACAGAGGGCUGGACUUGUGGCUUUUGCAGUGAUAAGCUGGAGACUUGGGACAAGCGGGAGACGCACAUUGCCAACCACUUCAAGGACGGGCUGAAGAUGGACUCUUGGAAAGACUUCUCAAACGUGGACGACAAGAAUAGCAAGAAGGGGAAGGGCAAGAGGAAAGAGAGGGCCCAGAGUCAAGUUGCUGGGAUGGGGAGACUUGGGCAACCGUUUGCAUCUCAUUCCGAGCGCAAUAGCUAUGUCCUCGACACAGCAGCACCCAUACAACAGCAGCGGCCGCAACCACAAACAUACAGCCAGAUCCACCAGCAACAGUACUACCAAGGAGACUUUGCCCAGCCACAACGUCCGAGCUCACCACUUCAUCAGGCCAACAUCGCAAACGCUUACCAGUCUGUUCCGUACUCCAGCUCCUUCCCCCUACCACAGCCUCAACAACCCAUUGUUCCAACUUCAGCUCCCCUCGACACGCUCAUGCUGGACUGUACCAACCCUUUCGAAUGGGGUGGCAUCACAACGUCGGCCACUGCCGCACCCAUGCCCAUGCAACCCACAACGCAACAACCGCCAUAUCAACACCUGAACUAUCCUCUUGCGCCACCAACGGGCGGCUUCAACACGGCAAAUAUGGAUCCGGCAACGGCAGCGGCAUUCCAGCAACAGUUCGAGGAAUCGUUGCAGAAUAUGGGAUUAAGCGGGGUCGACAUCUAUGGUAACCCAUUGAACUACCAGGGUGGUCCUUGGGAGGGCCAGUAAAAACAAUACGUUUUGACAAACUGGGUAGGAAGGAAGGACCUGCUGCGGAGUAGAUUCUUUGCGCGGCGCGGUAUGUUGCAUUGCUCUUUCUUGUCAUAUUUCCUUGGCUGCUUCUUUUUUUUUCCUGCUUCUCGGUGGGAUAGAUCUCACUUUGCCUGGCGUCUCUGGUUACUGCCUUUUUUCUCUUCUCUAUCUUCUUCUUUUUUUUUCUUCUUCCUCCCUUUUCACAAUUUUGUGCUUUGGUUGAGCGGCUAGAUUGGGUAUAGAUAUGCUCGGUUUUCAUUAAUCUCUUCUUCCAGCGUCUUCGCUCUUUCUU